AUGAGCAAUAGCAAAAUGGAUUUGAUUGAUCAUGAAUACAUGAUCUCCAUGUUCCCUAAAUACUUAUUAAAGCAACCAAUAGGGCACGAUUUAUGGAAACUAUACUACCAGCACAAGAAGCUAUUUCAUAAAUUGAAGACUAAAGAUGAGUUGUUGAGUGCGGAUGCUGACUGUUCCGGUUCUGUUUCGUUUCAAAGUCUGAAGACACCAAAUCGAUUGAGUGCUGCUACAAGGAAAGAAAUAUGGGAAAAACUAUCGCAACUAGGGGUUCUAGGAACAAUUCCGUAUGAUUCUGUCUCCGACGAUUAUUUGAUACAAGUGCACAAAUAUUUUUACGCAAGAGAUGACAUCUCAAAUACAACAGACGGCGACGGUGAUGUUGAUAUGAGAAAAUCUGUCAUGACUGAGGAAGACUUCCUUGGAAGCAUGCUUCCCGAUUCUGAAGCGGAUGAAGAGGAUGACGAAAUCGACGACGAUAAUGACCUUGAGGAUGAUGAUGACGAUGAGGAUGGAAAUGACCCUGAAGAUGACGAUGAUGAUGAGUUAGAUGAUGAAGAUGAAGAUGAAAACGAUGAACAAGAUUCGCCAGAUCACCCUAGACGUCUAAAUGAAUCUACUGUACAAAUUGAGCAAUCUAGAGGUAGUACAACAGGAUUUGAAAACCCAAUAGGAACGUCUGAUGCAGAAAAUAUUGAGAAUGCAGAAGUGGACCGGAGCAAGCAUAAGCAUAAAAUAGUAUAUUAUCCGGAAUCUAAGGAAUCUAAACACACUGUACAACUUAAGUCAAACCCUGUACCGGGUGAAAUAUACAAGACUUUGGGUUAUCCAUUACCACAUAAAUGGUUGCUACAAUCUGACAACAGUAUCUUACUGUCACAAGAUGGAUGUGCUGUGCUUAGGGUGAAUCCUAACUGGCAUGCACUAUCCUCAUAUGGGAGAGCCAGCCCAAUAAUGAACAGUCGACUAAGAGUUAACAUAAACUCUAAGAAAAAACAGCAAUGGGCCACUACCUGGGCAAAUAAUGGUGUGAAUCAUACCAAGUGUGCCAUAUUCUACUUCGAAAUACGAGUGUUAUCUGUUACCAGUUCACAAGCUGGGAGGAAUAGCCAUGUAUUAGUCGGUUUUAAGAAUUGGGCGAAGAUUAAUGACAAAUUGUCAACUUCUGAACAAGAUACGACCGAGAGUGGAUCAGCACCAUCAUCUGAGAAUUUUAACAUGUUACGUAAUGUGUUAGAUGGGAAUCGAAAUGUCCUGAAUUCUCCAUCCUCUCCCUCACAAACCAUUCAUGGGGAUGUAGAAACAUACUCUUACUCUGGCUUAGACGGCAACAAAUUUGAUGCUUCAGGAAGUCAAAAAUAUUCAAGACCCUUCGGUAAUGAUGAUAUUGUAGGGUGUGGUGUUAACUUCAUAGAAGGUUCAAUAUUCUUUACAAAGAAUGGCAUUUUCUUAGGAAAUGCGUUUGAGGAUUGUUUCGAUAUAGAUUUGGUACCAUUUGUUUCAAUAAAGUCAGGUAACUCCCUUAGGACAAAUUUUGGUUUAACGGAAGAGUUCCUGUUUGAUAUAGAUCAAUAUCAAUUGCAAUGGAAGUAUAAAACGUACUCACAUAUUUUCAAAGCUGUUGAUUACGAUUCAGGACUUAAUUUGGUUAGCGACGAAUCCGACAAUGAAGAUUUAGGUAAAUUAGGUGAUGAAAUCAAUGAUACUCUGGAACCAGAAUUUCAAGAAGUGGCGUCGGAAGAAAACGAUCUUGCUACGGAUGGGUUUGAAGAUGACCAACCAGAUGGUUUCUUGUUGACCCGCGAUAGGAGAUUCAGUGGUGACAAGCUAUGGAAACCCACAACUCCGAAGUUAAACAACAUAAACUCGAAUAAUGAUUCUAUUCCUUGUCAGCUUAACUCAAUGAUCAAUGAUUACCUAAUUCAUGAAGGUUACAUUGAUGUAGCUAAAGGAUUCCUUAAGGACCUACAACGUGAUUGUAUUCCAAACAAUUCGGACGAGAGAGCCCGCUUUGUCAUAAGGCAUAAUGAGCGACAGAUUGUGAAAGAAGAACAAAACUUACAAGUGCGUCAGACCAUACGAAGAUAUAUACACGACGGUGAAAUACUUAAGUGCAUGAAUUACAUUGAACAGCAGUUCCCAGGUUUAUUGGAAAAAUACCUAGAGUUAACUUUCGAAAUGAAAUGCGCUGACUAUUUACUAUGCCUUUCUCAACAAUCACCCGAAAAUGAUAUGAUUGAUAGCAUUUUAAGCAAGGGACAAGAUAUUUCCGAGCAAUUUCUACAAAAUCGAGCAAUUUCUGAUGAUACCAGAGAAAUAUUCAAAGCAAAAUUCGAUGAAAUAUCACCUUUGAUGGCAUAUUCCAACCCUUCAAAGGAAUGUGCGAAUGAUUGUUCCUUUUUCCUAACACCAGCAUAUCUUCAGGAGCGGCUUUUCCAAACCAUUAAUUCACACAUACUACAAUAUUUGGAUAAGAAAAGCCAAAGCUCACUUGAGAGUAUGAUUGGAUACACCAGAGCCAUGGUGACUACACUGAUGGAAAACGAGUCUUAUAAUCCACGGGAAAAAGAGCCUGCAUAUCAUAAGUUAGUUAAUAUUGACGAGGAUUUAUUGAAAUUAUGA
Kluyveromyces lactis is the source of this 2619-nucleotide messenger RNA. It is a transcript of the gene VID30, whose product is annotated as glucose-induced degradation complex subunit VID30. Gene Ontology annotation, cellular component: cytoplasm. NCBI's taxonomy places the organism in Eukaryota, Fungi, Ascomycota, Saccharomycetes, Saccharomycetales, Saccharomycetaceae. The coding region runs from base 1 to 2619 and encodes 872 amino acids. The record is from RefSeq and is a predicted model, not a curated record. The transcript has a single exon. Gene Ontology annotation, molecular function: protein binding. Gene Ontology annotation, biological process: cell surface receptor signaling pathway; cytoskeleton organization.